Mizuhopecten yessoensis (Yesso scallop) is the source of this 3529-nucleotide messenger RNA. RefSeq names its product glutamate receptor 1-like. The record is from RefSeq and is a predicted model, not a curated record. Gene Ontology annotation, cellular component: plasma membrane. The transcript has 7 exons. Lineage: Eukaryota; Metazoa; Mollusca; Bivalvia; Pectinida; Pectinidae. Gene Ontology annotation, molecular function: glutamate-gated receptor activity. Bases 114 to 1574 code for a protein of 486 amino acids.
GCCAUCAUAUUUGCUUCAUUUACAUAUUAUUGUAACGCUGUAUUAACACGACUGAGCAUUCAGUGAAUCAAAAACAACACGGUGUGACAAAGGAUGCCGGUAAUUAAUUAAAGAUGGCGCAGUGGCGAGGUCCUGGAGUGAUUCUCGGCUGGGGACUGGUACUUCAUCUUGCGCUAUGGAGUGGUCUAUUCGUCUCCGCCAUCACCCAACAACAGGGGAAGAAAGUUUACAGAGUAACGGUUAAAGAGGAGAUGCCGUAUAUUUUCCAGACGCCAGGUUCAUCGGAGGGACCAAACAGCUUCGAGGGGUUAUUAAUAGAUGUGCUUGACAGGGUGUCAAAAAUACUUGACGUCACGUUCUCGCUUAAUCACGUUGGUGAUGGCGCGUUCGGUGAAAGGAGAGAUGACGGGACUUGGACGGGCAUGAUUGGCGAGCUCCAAAGAAAUGAAUCAGACAUAGCGGCCGGACCUUUAACCGUCACGGCUGACCGGGCACGUAUAGUGGACUUCUCACGGUCUUUCUCCAGCACAGGUCUCAGAAUAUUGGUCAAGCGGCCAGAGAACACGCUGACCUCCACUGACCACGUGGAUUUGUUUGUGCAACCUUUCAGUGUUGGUGUCUGGGUUCUGGUCCUCGCCACAGCGGCAGUGUUACAAAUACUCCAGUCUCUUAAUCAAAGGUUUAAUCCGAAGGAGAAACCGCUAACUAACGAGAAGAAUUAUGAAUAUGAAUACUGUCCAGCAAUAGACGAGAAAAGGAUGCAUACAUCAAAAGCCGGAUGGAUUCUGUCGGCUUCUUCCAAAGUAUUUGUUGUAUCGUCAGUGACGUUUUACACUGCACAGCUUACGAGCAUCUUAGUACAUUCUGUCGACGGGGAGAAACAGUAUCUACCAUUCGUCACGUUCGAAGGACUUCUGAAUCAUCCGGAUAUAAACUACAGUUGUCUUGAUAAAAGUUUCGCUUGUAAAUAUUUUGAGACUUCAGUACAAUCUUUGGAAAAAUCAAUAGAAUUUCAUCUCAAAUCAGGUAGAAAUACGAGAUACAAUAAUAUAGAUACUGCAACACGUCAUCUGCGUAGAAGUACAACAAAACCACAGGCGUUAAUAAUAGAAUCAGAUUUUGCGUACUACGUCACAAGUCAGGAGCCAUGUGACCUCAUCGUUGUCGGUGAGGAGCUUGGAGAUAUUUCUCAUUCGUUCGCUUGUAGACCCGGUCUAAACAUAUGCCAUGACCUUGAUGUGGCGAUACUGACCUUGAAAUCCACGGGAGAGUUAGGGAGGCUUCGAAAUAAAUGGCUAAGUGGCCCGUGUGGAAAAUAUUCAGAGAUGACAUCUCCCUAUGCCCAUGCAAAUAAAUAUACAACUGACAGACAAUUCACUAAAGACAGCGAAAGAACAGUUAAGAGCUUUGCAAUACCUUUGGCCGUUGUGUAUAGUGGCGUGGUAGUCGGCAUAUGUAUGAUGCUCUGGGAAAUUUACCGUCCGAAGUCAAAAACGGUAAAAAUGUUUCGGAUUGAAUAUCACGACAGAAGCGAUGGCAUUGAAAUCGAAUCAGGAAGUGACGUCAUUAAAUGAACCGGAAGUUGCUGCAGUUUGAACAUCUCCUCGAGACAAAACGGUCAUUCAAUGAAAUCAGAUUGUUCAAUGGAACAGAUGGGUCAUCAGUCAGUGUCCUGAUCAUAAGAUUUAUCCUGCCGGAGUUAACGAGCGGAUAUGUGAUUCCCGCGGUUAUCAGUGAGCGACAUCUGGCGUUCGAUAUCAAUAACGAACGCAGAAAAAAAACUAUGACACGUUUGAGUAUCUAACGUCAAAAUUGAACUUAAUAUUCAGAAGAAGAAAAAGAUACAGCAUCGUUUGCAUUCAUACAAUAUUGUGUUUCAAACAAUGAUCUUAUUGAAUAUUUUACACGUGAAUUGUGGCACAAGUUGUUAUAUAUUGUAUGUGCAGAAGAGAAAUUAGGGACUGACAAGUGCAAUUGGGGCUAGUGUUGCCUUUGUAUCAGCUUAAACUUCAUACUUCUUGGUUAGCAUUAACCCACCCUAUUGCCAUAGAUCACGAAGGGAAAGGAGAAAAAGCAUACUUGCUGUGACAGGUAUAUGGAAUGGAACCGCAAAGUGAAGAAGAUGAGAGUCAAAGGGGAACAACUCGAUCUAGCAGAAGCGAUGUGGUUCCGAGAUCGCAAACUAUUGGACAGAAAUAAAUAAUGAUACUUUUCCUCAUUAGGAAAGCUUCAUUUACCAACAGAACCAUACGAGGAUAUAUCGGAUGGUAUUUAGUUCAAAGGUGUAUUUCUAAUUUUUAUACAGGAAUAUCUUCAAGAUUAACUUAAUAAAGGUCAGCAAUACUGUUUUCCUCAUAAGUAUCUAAUUCUUGUCGGGAGGACGUUCAUUUAUAUUAUAACUGAAUAUCCGAACCAAAAGCUCCAUGGGGUCUUGAUAUUGUCAGAAGCAAAAUGGGUUAAAAACUAUGAAUAUUAUUUGUACUGCCCAUUUCAAAGUUCAUAGUAGUCAAAGAUGUUGAAAAUUUUUAACGACUUUUGAAUUAUUAGGAUGUGAACGAUAAUUAUUUGUGCCUGUAUCAGGCUGGAGUGAAUGGUCUAUCCAGUUUUUCUGUUCAAUAACGUUGAUUUUUGUUUUCAUUUGUAGUUCACGGGGUUCAAAUGUGUUAAACCUUUAAACGACUUCUUCUGAAUUACCAAAAGGCAUUGGGUCAUGCUAUUCUGCAGGUUGUGCUUAAGGGAUAUCAAGCUUGUUUAAAUAUUUACAUUGAUUCACUUUGAAGUUGCACGAAAAAAAAAUCAGUUUAAAUAUUUCAACAAAGAUGAAUAAGGUGAAGAGUAUUUAUCGUUAGUCUAUAUAAUGCCAGAUUGCUUGCUAUCAAGAUUGUGUUGAAAUAUAUUCGACGUUUGCCACUUUAUAGGUCACAGAUGUAAAAGAUUGGAUUGUCACUGAACAACGUUCCAAAGUAAAAAAGAUAAGAAGAAAUAUUUAUUUGGUUUUGUUCAUGGUAAGCGUCCUCAGAGAAGCUAAGGUUAAUUUUAAGACGACGAAGAAGACAUAUAAAACGUACAUACAGUAAGUAGAAUUAUAGUAUUACUUGCAUUCUUAACGUUUUAAUAAGAUCUAUUUUCUCUGUUAUUUCCUGUUGUGUAUACUGUUGAUGACCUUGACGAUGAACUAAUUUGAGCCAGUUCCAGGAAUUUACUGUCUAUUAUGUUGAGCGUUGGUUCCAAUUGAACCUCGUUUACCAAUUUUUGCCACAAUUUUGCAAAUGAAUAUAAAUGAAAUGUAUAUUGCAGUGUAUUUUUAUUUCAUCUUGUGAUUGCUUGUUAUUGAUUUGACUACAUGUACAUUCGUUCGUCAUAUUUUGCGUAUGAACUCAAGUUAUAUGUCCUAUUGUGACGUCAUCAAGAAUUAAAUGACGUCAUAAACAAUAGCUUUUAAGCCUGAGUUGCUAUAGUUUGUGCUUCUAUAAUGGUCUGGAAAUAUUGAAUUGGCCAAAUAAAUCAAUAAACAUCCAGAUUAAUGAUA